Oncorhynchus masou masou (cherry salmon) is the source of this 6050-nucleotide messenger RNA. It is a transcript of the gene arhgap31, whose product is annotated as Rho GTPase activating protein 31. The transcript has 12 exons. NCBI's taxonomy places the organism in Eukaryota, Metazoa, Chordata, Actinopteri, Salmoniformes, Salmonidae. Gene Ontology annotation, cellular component: lamellipodium. The record is from RefSeq and is a predicted model, not a curated record. Gene Ontology annotation, biological process: small GTPase-mediated signal transduction. The coding region runs from base 679 to 4791 and encodes 1370 amino acids. Gene Ontology annotation, molecular function: GTPase activator activity.
ACAGCAGUCAGCUAUUCCCCUCCCCUGACUUCACUUCCCUCCCCUUCUCACAGUCUUGAAAUUUCAAACCUCCGUGCCACUCCAGUGCCACAACUACCAUGACCUUCGAAACAUGGAUAAAUUGAAAACUGGAAGCAAGAAGGAUAAAGAAACAAACACUGAAACAAUAUUCCUGCGCCUCACUGGGUACAUCUCCACAGAUACAGGGGAGCCAAAGAAAAGGGAGAGUGUCUGGGCGGAAGGAAAAGAGGAGCGAGAAAAGACAGAGGCAGACUGAGUAAAAAAAACUACAACAGGAAACCAACUAAUUCUGAUGCUGUUUCUGCAAAUCCUUCUGGGAUAAAUCUCUUCAGAAGACUGCCAUUCCCAAUCCACUUUUCCAGAUAUUUCACAAUUAUAACUGACUAUGGUUUUUCCCUUCUAUUUUUGAUAGAUUGAUUUGGAAAUGUAUAAAGCACUAAAAAGCUAAAAGGAAAAGUGACGUCAACUUUAUUCUUCAGUCUCCCAAACUGUUAGUGUCGUUGGUCAAGAUGUGAGUGGAUGAAUCCUUUUUGGGCGGCUUGUAUGGUUUUUACUUUUGGGCUACAAUUUUAGCCUUUCCCAGGGUUUGUUGGAUCAAUGGUUGUAUAUUUGAGGAUUUGUUUGUUCUGAACUCCUGGACUAAAUAACUGGAUCCAGAUGAAGAAUAAAGGAGCCAAGCAGAGGUCCAAAAAGAAAGGAUGUGACAAUGCAUUUGACUGUGACUUGACAGAACAUCUACACAAUUCAGGAAAAGAUGUUCCUCAAGUUUUAAGGACAUGUGCAGAGUUCAUUGAGAAACAUGGUGUUGUGGAUGGAAUAUACAGGCUCUCGGGAGUCACCUCAAAUAUCCAGCGACUAAGACAGGAAUUUUGCUCAGAGUUGUGCCCUGACCUCACAAAGGAGGUGUACCUCCAGGACAUCCACUGUGUGGGCUCCUUGUGCAAGCUGUACUUCAGGGAGCUACCCAAUCCCCUGCUCACUUAUGAGCUUUACAAGAAAUUCACUGACGCCGUCUCAGUCCAGGAGGAUCAUGAAAGGCUACAACAUAUCCAGGACGUCAUUAAAGAGCUACCACUCCCCCACUUUAGGACUCUGGAAUAUCUUACCAAGCAUCUGGCCCACCUGGCCACCUUAAGUCCCCAGACUAACAUGCACACCCGCAACCUGGCCUUGGUAUGGGCUCCAAACCUAUUGCGCUCGAAAGAUAUUGAAAUUGCAUCCUGCAAUGGGGACAUGGCUUUCCAGGAGGUGCGGGUUCAGCAGACUGUGGUUGAGUUCAUUUUAAAUCACACUGAGCAGAUCUUCAACCACGCAGCUGCACCAAUAAAAACGAAAGCAGGACCCAGUUUGAUGUGUGGGGAGAAGUAUGCCACUCUUCCUAUCAGUGGCCAAGGUGGGCCAAUGAAGCUGAUGAGCCUAGAGGAGGCCCAGGCCCGCUCCCUGAGCCCUAACCACCCAGCACGGAAAGAACGACAACGGGACAACAGUCUACCUGACACCAGCGCGGCCACACUAUACCAUACCGUCAUAGACAUAUCGGAUACCAAAGGAAAGGUUUCUGGGAAAUCGAAGAAGUGGAAGUUCAUCUUCAACCUGGGCAAGUCUGUGACUGACUCUAGGGGAAGACUGAGUCGAAAUGGGAGCGUGUUCAUGAAAGCCCAGAACAUCACAGAAAAGGCAGCUAUCCGACCAGCGAGAAGCAUGGACUCUUUGUGCUCUCUGCAGGCAGAUGAUGACAAGGCAGGAAAUUUCAGCUCAGCAGGUGGUGCCAACGGUUUCUUUGCGCCCGGCAUAAAAUCCAGAACACUUGAAUCUGGCACGCUCCAUGAUGUCAGUGAACAGGACCAGAGGCGGGAGUUUGAGAUGAAGAGUUUGAGCGAGGCCACAGGUGGCAGCAGCCCUAAUAUGAAGAGAAGGGGCUCUCCAAGUGUCUCGCCACCACAGCAGAAGGCUCUACCCGAACAACUGAAGGUUUUCAAAGGCGAUGAUGACCUCAGCAGCUGCCAGCCCAGCUCCCCUAAGAACAGGAGGAUGCUGUGUUCUGGCUCCACCCACAGCAGUGCAUCCAGGCCCUCCUUCCCUGGAAGUCUCUUUCCAGAGUCCUCCCCCAGGCAUCAGCGCAAGGCUCUCAACAUAUCAGAGCCCUUUGCUGUGUCUGUGCCCCUGAGGGUGUCUGCAGUCAUCAGCUCCAACAGCACUCCCUGCAGGGCACAAGGGAAGGAGAGGCCUGCUGCAGCUGCUCUGAAACCAAGCAGAGAGACCUCCCAGUCAGAACAGAGUGACAGUAGUGGCAGCUCAAGUUACAGAGAGCACCCCCUUGGAGAGAGCAGUGUUGUUUGUGAGAGCAGUAUCUACAGUAACAGCAGCUCAACCCCAGUGGAAAAGGAGGAGAGACCAGCAGACAGGAGCAGAGAGGACGCAGGUUUCAAAAGGGUGACAGAAGUUUCAAGAAGUGAAGGAGAGGUGAACAAUGUUCAAGGGAAGGUGGGAGUAUCUGACCUGAGACAGUCUUCCACUCCCACCACAAGAGAGGAAGAUCAAGAGAAACUGCAAUUUCCUGGGGAACAACUGGACAACCCGCCAGCACCACAGUAUGAGCCAAAAGAACUGACACAACUGGAUUUGGGAUCUUUACCUAUCAAGGAAGAGCUGUGGUCUGACCUCCAUCUUGAGCUGAAAAUUACUGAGCCCGAGAUUGACAUAAUGGACGAGGAGAUAAUGCCUGUUUUCUGUUACACUAAGAAAACUUGUGAGGAUGUUAAGGAAAUGCCAGAUGCUCCAGCAAAAAGAAGAAGCAGCCUUCCAACUCACUCAUUAUUAUAUAAGGGACAGCCUUUGAUGCCCACCAGGCCUGCACUGACCUAUCACGGUGCUGACACUGUAGCACAUUCAGCAAGAAAGCACUCCUCAGACACACAAUUUCCAAAUGACAAAAUGUUACAUUUCACGGUUGGCACAGAUAUGAAAAAUACACCUCUACAAGCUGCUGAUUCAACACAUAAAACAAAAAACAAACUACACACUUCCUCAAAAUCUAAGCUCCCAGAAACCGAUAAACCCACUUUCGUCAAGCCACGGCCUGUGGUUACUCACCUCGCAGAGCCAAGUUUACAUUCUACUCAACAAAGCCAGGUCACAAAAAGUUUGCAGCCAGGGGAUGUCGUAGCAGACAUAGGCACGUCUGUAGCAGAGAAAGGAAAAGAGCAAUCGGGGAAAAGUAAAAGUCAAGAUGGGGUCAAAGGGGUUUUCCAUGACAAUGGAAAGAAUGCUUUGUCAGUUGUCAUGGGAGGCAUUGAGAGGCUUUCAAUAUGUUUGGAAGAAAGACCCCACCACACCUUGGGGCUACCACACCAAGACGAUGAGGAUGGAUGUGGAGGACACUCCGAGUUGGAGGACUUGGAGGAGGAACCUUGGGAGGAGGUCUUCCGCUUCACCAAACAGUGGGUGACCAGUCCUCUCCAUUCACCCACCCUUAAGGAUCUGUUUGGAAAACUAGAUGUGUCAUCGUCUUGUUCUGCAGGAGAAGGUUUGAGCUCCAAAGAACUAAACAUUCCUCCUCUAUCUAGAGAUGACAAAUCAACAAAUGGAUCAUGUCCUUUUACGAGCAUAGAAGUGUUCCCAGGAAAGAGGUCCCAGGCAUGCAGCAGCAAAACAGAGACCAAAAUCACACAUCUACUUCCCUUACCCUCCAAAACCACCCUGGUUGGUGAUGAUGCAAUGAGAACACAAAGAGGAAACAGCUGCACAGCCAAACAGAAAAACACCUCCUCUUCCCAGAGGUUUCACAGACAGAUGUCUUCUGAAGCAUCUCAUUCAGGAAAAAUAGAACAGAACAGCUUUUCCAAACACAGGCCCUACUCACUCAAUUUGGAUUUAGGACAUCGACGCAUCAGAGACAUUUCCAAUCAGCAAAACCUUGAAUCAGCUGAGUUGUCCUCCAUUCAGAGAGGGGCAGUGACACUGUCUGAGACCAAAUCCAACGGCCUGUCCCAGGAACUGGAGCUGUUCCUGAGCCAUCGACAGGCCCCUGUGCGCCGGAACUCGGCCCCCGUCAGUGUGUCGUCUGUCAGGACGGCCUUCAUGGUAAAAACGUGUCAGGCCAAAGCCGUGCCUGUCAUCCCCCCCAAGGUGCAGUACAGCCACAUACCUCAUCCCAGGCAAGACAAGGGCUCUGGUGCAGGAAAGGGACCAGAGAAAGAAUUCACAAAAACCAGGGGAGAUAAACUAGAUCCUGUACCUCUUCUUCCCUCUAUGAGGGAUCUGAAGGAGGAGUUGGAGAAUAAGGAGCCAGUGCCCAAAUCCCAGAUAAGGCAGCCUAUUGCAGAGAAAUCUACAGAGACUAAUAAAACUACACCUACUUCAGACCCACCGGUGCUAAGAAGGAAACGCUCCUCCAAUGCAGAGGCCUUUUCUGAUUGUCCAAGACCUGAAAGGUCUACGGUUCUACAAAGGCCAUCCUUUAGGAACCGCCAGAGACCACAGAGCCUCAUCUUGUUCAGUCCACCCUUUCCCAUCAUGGAUCACCCACCACUGGGGGAUGAUGCCAAGCUCAUCCUCUUGCCCAUCAGACGUCCAACUGAAACAUCAGCACUUGAUGUAUUUUCCAAAGAGAUGGCAGAGAACCUCAGGACCCCAGAGGGGGUGACACUGCAGAACAAAAUGACAAUACCCAAGAGUGGACAGAGACUGGAGACCUCGACCAGCUGCUUUUAUCAGCCACAGAGGAGGUCCAUGAUAUUUGACAGCAGAAACCACAGGCAAAUUGAAUGAGACACCGGACAGUUUAACCUCCGACUAUGUUUCUCAACACUACUCUGGUUAUCCUCCUUUUCAUCCACCCUGUUCUUGGACUUAUGUACAUGAUUUGAACAAUACUAGGUCUAUAAAUCUACCUUUUGAUAUGAAACUAUUUGGGGAAAUGAACCGUUUCUUUGUUUCCAAUGCUCCACCAAUCACCUCUCUAUCCUGCACUAAAAGAAGUCAUCUGGACUCGUGGUAUGUGAAGAUGUGUGUCUUUCCUUCAGCCCAAAUCACAUGCAGUAAUUAUCAAUAUUUAAAUGAUAUUUUUUACAUCAAAUGUUAGACAUAUUUUGUAAUGUGCAUAUGAAGGAAAGACAGCCAAAAAGAGGAAAAUGUUACAUCAACCCAUAUUGCCAUUGGUAUUUCAGAAAAGCCAUGUACCGGUAGUUUAUUUGUUUACAUCUCGUCAUUAGCAAUCACAAGAUUGCCUUUUGGUAAAGAGAGUUGUGCCUUCAGUACUAGCUAGCUACUUUGUAAUUAGUUAUACCUUAUGUCUUAAAUAUGUUGCGAACUGAAUAAUGACUUCAUAUAGUAUGAACCUGCUGACGUCCAGCUAUUGUCACUGUGAUCAGCUUUUAUCCUAACAAGUAUCAGGGUAGUGUUUUUCAACAGUCUGAAAUGAGAACUGCAGAAAACUGCUCUUUUAGUUUUAAUUGUAUUAUGGACACUAAUAGUAUUUAUUUAUCCAAUUAUUAAUCUGUAGAUGGUCAUUAACACACUUGACCAAUUUUUUGUUCUUUUGUUGUUGUUACUUUUAAGAUGGACAGUGUGUUCUCUUUAUAGGUUUGUAAAGUCAUGUUUUGGUAAAGUCCGAUGUUCUUUUAGACUGAGGAGGACAGAUGACAGAAAUACCUAAAGUAAAGUGUCUGAUGUGAUAACUUUAUCUUAAAAACAAAGCUUUGCUGAGAAAUGUUUUGAGUUAUAAUCCAAAAGGAGUUGAGGGAAAUGGAUGUGCUGGCACUUAUAAUGGUGUAGAUUGUGAAAAAGAGGACUCAAACACUAUGCAUUAAAUGUUGUGAAGAUUUAAAAAGAUAUCAGAACAGGGAUUCUGGUUGUUUGCAGCUGGGUUGACAUAAUACUACACUUGUAACCUGUACAAUUUUGUUUUGAGCAAAAUUGAAUGUAUUAUGUAUAGCAACAAAAAAAUGAACAGUACAGAUUAUUGUAUGGGACAAUUUCCAAACUUUUUUGAGAAAGGUCAUUUGAAAAAUAAAAUUGUAUUUAGUACA